AUGGUGAUGGAGGGCAGGGGAGAUUACGUGAUGAAAGAGAAGUUGAAAACCUUAAAAGCUUGCAUUAGGAAAUGGUGUAAGGAUCAUUUUUGCAGGUUAGAUCUCGAUAUAGGAGAUGGUGUAGAGAAGAUCAACCAUGCUGAUGAUCUGCUAGCUGUUUGUGGGGAAGAUGCAACAAGGGAGCUGGUGGACGAAAGAAGUGUCGCGAUCAGAACCGUGUGGAGGAAUUUGGCGUUAAAAGAAAAUCUGCUUAGGCAAAAAAGCAGGGCGGAUUGGAUCAACUACGGUGAUAUGAACAGCAAGUUUUUUCAUUGUUUUAUGAAGGAGAGAUUUCUGAGGAAUCAUAUUAAUCACUUAGUGGUGGAAGACAGAAUGGUGGAUUCGGUUAGGGAAGUGAAGGAGGAAACAAGGAGGUUUUUUUCAUCUUUGUAUGACGAACCUGAUCAAGAUCGUCCUUUCAUCUCUGGUGUUCUGUUUAGUACCCUAUCGUCUUCUGAAGUUGAGUCGCUCGAAUUGCCGUUUAACGAAGAGGAAAUUAAGGAAGCUGUGUGGGAGUGUGAUGGAUCAAAAAGCCCUGGUCCAGACGGGCUGAACCUUAAUUUUGUCAAGAGAAGCUGGAGCUUUAUGAAGGAAGAUUUUAUUCGUCUUUUCAAGGAUUUUUACAGAUAUGGUGUUCUUUCGAAGGCCAUCACCUCAUCUUUCCUUACGCUUAUUCCGAAAAGAGAGAGUCCUAUGGGUCUGGGGGAUUACAGGCCUAUUUGCCUUGUAGGAUGCAUUUACAAGGUGGUGGCAAAACUUUUGGCCUCUAGAUUGAAAAAGGUUAUUGGUUCCCUUGUUUCGGAGAAUCAGACCGCUUUCAUUCCCGGAAGACAGAUGCUUGAUGGAGUUCUAAUUGCCAACGAAAUUGUGGAUCUUGCGAAGAAAUCAAAGAGGAGCUGUCUUCUUUUCAAAGUGGACUUCGAGAAGGCUUACGACUCCGUGGGUCGUGGUCUUAGGCAGGGCGAUCCCAUGUCUCCUUUUCUGUUUGUUCUGGCAGCCGAGGGUUUAACUAGAAUUAUGAAGAAAGCUAAGUGUGAAGGCGAAUUUGAAGGUUUCAAGAUUGGUCGAGACUGCGAGGUAGAGUUAAUUCAAUUUGCAGACGAUACGCUUUUGGUUGGUUCUGCUUCUUGGAAGAACGUCUCGACCAUUAAGGCUAUUCUUCGUGUCUUCGAGGCAGUUUCGGGUCUUAGAGUUAACUACGAUAAGUGCAGGCUUUUGGGAAUAAAUGUGGGGGAUCGUUUCGUUGAUGCGGCUGGUAGCUUUCUGUCUUGCAGAAUUGAUAAUCUCCCUAUCAAUUUCCUAGGAAUCUCGAUAGGGUGCAAUCCUGGCUUAUGUUCUACCUGGGCACCGCUUAUUACGAAGCUGAAAUCGAGGCUUUCAAAUUGGAAGAACAGAUUUCUCAGCAUGGGGGGCAGAAUCACCCUGUUAAAAUCUGUUCUCUCUAGCAUAUCCAUCUUUCAGUUAUCCUUUUAUCAGGCUCCUGUGCAGUGGCGGUGGAGAAUUCUCAAAAGAGGCAGCGCGCUUUGGUUGGAAGUGUUGGAAGCUAGAUACGGUCACUUGACUCGCGAGCUUAGCGAAGAGGGAGGUGGGAGAGCAAGCCGGAUGAAAUCAAGGUGGUGGAAAGACAUAGUGAAUUUGGAGGGAAGUAAUUCUCAUAAGGUGCUGUUAGGAAAUACGAGAUAUAAGCUUGGAAGAGGGAAUUUAGCUCUGUUUUGGGAAUCAAAAUGGCUGGGUGAUUUCACUUUAAAAAUCUUGUUCCCAGAGCUGUUCGAGGUGAGCUUUAAGAAGGGUGCAAAGGUAAGUGAUAUGGGAGCUUGGGUGGCGGAUAGGUGGAGCUGGGAGGACUUUGGAUUGCAGACGGAUCCGGCCAAUCUGCGUGCUGAUUCGGUUAUGACUUUGAAUGAGUUUCUCGGGUCAGCAUCUCCGAUCAAGAACGAGGAGGAUACGGUGUUCUGGACUUUCAAUAGCGAUGAUGAAUACACGGCAAAGGGGGGGUAUUUUUGUGUUACUGAACAAGAACAACAAGGCGAAGCCGCGGUUGACGAAAGGUGUUCAAAAGCGCUAAAGAUUAUGUGGUCCUCGGCAAUACCGUACAGCAUUAAGGCAUUCUUGUGGAGAUGUUUUUUGGACAGAAUACCCACGAAAGUCCAGCUAAAUCGGAGAGGCAUGAAUUUUUCUUCUUCUGAGUUGAAUUGUGCUCUUUGUAAGGAUACGGCGGAGUCUAUCUCUCAUGUCCUUUUCUUAUGCCCGGUUUCUUCUUUGGUAUGGAGGAACAUUGCUAAUUGGAUUGAUUUUGACACGAGCUACUGUGGCAACAUUUGGGAAGAUUUUCUGAGCUGGAGCGACUAUGGGCGGAAAUCCAAAGUCAAAAGAAGGAAGGAAAGUAUCGUGUGGGCGGCUGUUAUCAGAGGCCUUUGGCUAAAGAGAAACGAAAUUAUCUUUGAUAACGGAGCGUGCAAUGUCAAUGAUAUCACGUGGAAUAUCAAGAUAAAGCCUUUUGAAAUAAUUAAAAAAAUGGCAACAACACCAAACAAAAUCAUCUCGUUCACAAUACUACUUUUCAUAACCAUCAAUAUAGUUAAUGGUCAAGCUCAACCAAACCAAUCAAGCUUGGUGUUCUACCUACAAGAUGUUGGAAAAGGACCUAAGGCAACCGUUUCACCGGUUAUAGGCAUCAAUGGCAAGGUUUGGUCAUAUAACACAUUUGGAACAAUAUUUGUUGUUGAUGAUCCUGUUACAAUAAGUCCUAACUCAUAUUCAACUCAAAUUGGACGGGCUCAAGGUAUAAUUACGGUAACUGCUCAAGAUGGUGCAAAUGUGAACAUAGUUUUGUCACUUGUGUUCAACAAUGCGCAGUACGCUGGUAGCACUUUGGAAAUUCAAGGUACAAGUCGUCAGCGUGAUAAUUUACGAGAGCUCGGUGUUGUUUCUGGAACAGGAAGGUUUCGAUUCGCAAGGGGAUUUGCUGUGUUUGAAACUAUAUCUUAUGAUCCUAUCUAUAGUCAAUCUGUUAUUAGGUUGACUGUAACCUUAGCAAUACCUUGAAAAUAUAUGUAUUAUUACAUGGUUAAUGCUUGUUAAAAUUGAACAUUAUAUCAUAUGAGUGUAUGAUGAUACAAGCUUCAAAUAUGUAUCAAUAAAAUAAUAUCUUAGAGCAUUAAACCUUUAUCCUAUUAGUACUA
Vicia villosa (hairy vetch) is the source of this 3221-nucleotide messenger RNA. RefSeq lists its product as uncharacterized. Lineage: Eukaryota; Viridiplantae; Streptophyta; Magnoliopsida; Fabales; Fabaceae. The coding region runs from base 1 to 3084 and encodes 1027 amino acids. The transcript has 4 exons. The record is from RefSeq and is a predicted model, not a curated record.